AUGGUUGCUGAUAUAAAUCUUCGAAGGGAAGAUGAUGUCCAAGGCGAUGAUGGUCUAGGAUCUUGGAAGGAUCAUUUAGAUUUUGAGAAUAUCCCUAUGUCAAGGUGCAGUUCUACUACUAGUAUCACUUCUUUGACUAGUAUGCAAUCAAACGGGAGUUCGGUAUCUACUGCGUCUUCCUCUAGACCCAAAAAAUACCUUUGUGAAUAUGAUAAUUGUAAUAAAGCAUUUACUAGACCUUCAUUACUAUCAGAACAUCAAAUCACUUUCCAUCAAGGUAUUAAACCGUUCAAAUGUGAUCAGUGUGCUAAGUCAUAUGCUAGGAAAACUCAUUUAGAAAGACAUAUAAUAUCUAAUCACUCCCUGGAGAAACCUUUCCAUUGCCAGCAUUGUGGUAAAGGUGUGACAACGAGGCAACAAUUAAAACGUCAUGAAAUUACACAUACGAAAUCUUUCCAUUGCCCUUAUGAAAAUUGUCAAGAAAGUUUUUAUAAACAUCCUCAGUUAAGAUCACAUAUCUUAAGUUUUCAUUUAGAGAAAUUGAAAUGUAAAUAUUGUAAUAAAAAUUUCCAAAGACCCUAUAGAUUAGCUAAUCAUAUUAAGAAACAUCAUAAUCCAGAUACAGAAAAUCCAUACCAAUGUUCAGUUUCUAUUGAUUGUAAUUUAACUUUUAAAACUUGGACCAAAUAUCAAUUACAUAUUAAAAAUGAUCAUCCAAAAUUACGAUGUUCCAUUUGUAAUAAAUCCUGUGUGGGUGAAAAUGGGUUGAAAAUGCAUAUGAAUAUUCAUAAUGAAAGUUUAGUCAUUAAAAAUUGGAAAUGUCAAUUUUGUCCCAUCGAUAAAUUUAUUUCAUUCUCAAAGAAAACUGAUUUAUUGUCACAUUAUCAAAGUUGCCAUAAGGAUGAACAAAUCCCAAUAGAGUUGUUACAAAAUAAAGUACCUAUAAUGGCCGAUAGUUCCACAGUUGAAGAUAUUACAAUAAAGAAAGAACAUGAUGCUGUGACGACGAAAGAACAAAACAAAAAUGAAGAAACAAUAGCUGUGAGAAGAAUAACGAGAGCAAUGAGAAGGAAACAAAAUAAUCCAAUAGAAUCCAUAAGAUCAGAAAUUAAUUUAGAUAAAUAUAUUGAAAAUAACAAAGAGAGAGGUUCAAGUAUGAACUUGUUAUUGAACACUGUUGGUAGGAAGUAUAAAUGUACAUUUUACAAAUGUUAUAGAACUUUUAAAACAGAAGAUAAAUUCAAAAAACACAUUGAGAAACAUAAAAUACAUCAACUGAAAUUAAAAAUUUUAGAAGAGAAACAAGAGGAAGAAUCAAAGAAAUUGGAAGAGCCCAUUGAUCUUCCAGUUAAGACAGCCAAUACUAUUGAAUGA
This is a messenger RNA of Naumovozyma dairenensis CBS 421, 1374 nucleotides long. It is a transcript of the gene PZF1, whose product is annotated as Pzf1p. Gene Ontology annotation, biological process: regulation of transcription by RNA polymerase II. The record is from RefSeq and is a predicted model, not a curated record. Gene Ontology annotation, molecular function: DNA-binding transcription factor activity, RNA polymerase II-specific; RNA polymerase II cis-regulatory region sequence-specific DNA binding. Gene Ontology annotation, cellular component: nucleus. NCBI's taxonomy places the organism in Eukaryota, Fungi, Ascomycota, Saccharomycetes, Saccharomycetales, Saccharomycetaceae. The coding region runs from base 1 to 1374 and encodes 457 amino acids. The transcript has a single exon.